AUGAACCACCUUGCAUUUCUCCUAAUUAAUGGAACUCUUGUUUUUCUAAAUGCCCUGGCUAAUGCGUUUUAUGUGUUUUGCAUUGGCUGUCCACUUAACGGAAAAAGGAUCAAACAACCUCUGCAGCUUCUCCUGGGGACCUUGAUUGGCUGUUCAAUAACAUACCUGAUGUCAUUUAUGGUGAUGGUCUUUUCUCGUCAAGCUGAAAGUUGGAGAGUCUCUCGGAUCUCAAAUGUGGUGGCGGUCUGCAGUCUGUCCAAUAGUAUAACAUCCUCUGUUUGGCUGAACUUCUUCUACUACACCCAGAUUGUACCUGCGCAGAGUGCUCUCUCCAUCUGGAUUAAGAAGAAUGUCAAAUCCAUCAUCUACUGCUUUUGGCUUGUUGAGAGGAUUUACACUGUGUUCGAUUUUACAACCUUAUAUUUGGGCCAUUCGUUUUAUAGAUUUGGAUCGAGCAAUUCCACAAUGGAUCAUGACACUGUGGUUUCUUCCUUGAAAUGGCUCAAAUAUGUAUUCCUCAUUGUGGUUCGGAUUCUGAAGAUCCACUUAUUUUUCUGUCUGUGUGUGAUGUUGAUGUCGAGUCUUUGUACUGUAGUCUACCUGUGUGGACACAUGCGUCGUAUGGUAGCAAACGGACAGCCAGUGUCCCAUCCACGGUUACGCAGCCAGGUGAGGGUCACCGUCACUGGCAUCCUACAGGGAGUCCUGUACCUGAUCUGCGCUGUGUGGACUAUGUGCGAGUUUUUUCCCUUUGUGUUCAUCGAUCCAACCACACAUUUCACUGUCAUUAACCUGUACAUGUCAGGCACUACGGUGGCCCUGGGAGUUGGUCAGGCUGUAUUCAGGCAGAGAGCAGCGGAUAUCUGGCUCAGAGCAGCUCGAUGCUGCAGAGAACAACAGACUUAA
Notothenia coriiceps (black rockcod) is the source of this 906-nucleotide messenger RNA. NCBI's taxonomy places the organism in Eukaryota, Metazoa, Chordata, Actinopteri, Perciformes, Nototheniidae. The record is from RefSeq and is a predicted model, not a curated record.